UCAAAUUACUUUUUUCGUUAAAAUUAGUUUACUUAGUGUACGUACACAGUUACAGUACAGUACCGUGUACAGUUAUCAUAUACAAUACUGUAUAAUUAUUAUGCUAUAGGUAUCUGUGUAGUGCAGUUAAAAGUGUGUUUUUAACAUCGAGACGAUGUUAAAGACAAGUAAAUAUUAUUACUCUGACGCCAUGUUUCAGUUGGAGAUAAAUCUACACAAAGUUCGCAAAGAGCUCAUAACUAUGCUAGAGUUUUACGAACAGACGGACUGCGAAACCUGUUUACUACUCAAAUGUAAAUGUACUAAAGCGGACACACCGUCGACCAGUGAUACCCAAUCCAACAAUAAAAGUGGCAGCAAAAGUACAACCAAUAAUACACCUUGUACCGACACAGGUAAAGAAAAAAGUUCUCCAGCAGCGGAGGCUCUGCCUACACCAAAAUUGGAAAAAAAAGACAAAAGUCCUGCCCCGUCUACACCAGAGAAGGUUACUGUUACUAAAGAUAUAGAAGCUUGGAUGGAAGCCUCCAAAAAGCUCGAGGCGUAUUCUGAAAAUGUGAUUCUGAACCCAAAAAAGUCUCUGGUAACCAUAGAAAGUGUGAGGCCGGCUGAUUUGCCGUUGAAAACUCUUCAGAAAUCUAGCGUUUUGAAUAGUUCAAGUUUCUUGAAUAGCCAAAAUAUUAUGAAUAGUUUAACUUUGGAGGCGUUUUUGAAAUAUGUCAAACCGCAAAUGAGUAAUAGUCAAGUCGCGUACGUGUCGACAAAAUUGGCUGAGGCUUGUAAGAACCAGAUAAAGCAGAAUUAUAGUUAUUUCUAAUCAGAAUUCAAAUGAGUCUGCCUAAAAAUUGCGUAAAAUUAUACUAGAAAAUUGUUUAAAACAAAAAAAAAUAUCUAUGUCAAUUUUAAAGAAAAUAUUAUACAACCAAAAAAAAAAAUUUUUAAAUUAUAUUAACACUCCGUUGUAUAGUUAUCACUAAAGUUAUAUUUUCAUAAGGUUAGUUUAAACAUUUAGUGUAUCUGAAUUUAUGAUCACUGACGUUAUUGGGGUAGGCCUCAAGCUAUUCAUUUGUGAUAAGUGCUAAUUUGUUUACGUUCUCUAAUCCUAAUCUUAAUUGUAAACUCUAAAUAUAAGUUCCCCUGAUUCAAUCUCAUAUGAACAUCUCAAGCCAUCCGAUAACAGGUGCCACUAUACUCUUAGAUCUGACAUUUAAGUCUAGGUUUAGAGAAACAAAAGAAAUUAAUAUAAAAAACAAAUUAUUGAAUAAUGAUACAUGCAUUUAAUUAUAUACUUUGUGACAAUAUUUUAGGAACUGCGAUUGAGUAUUGUUAUUUUUUUAAUGACAUGUAUAUAACGGACAUAAUAUUAUAUGUAUACUAUCUAAGCAACCGCUUGAAACUGAUUUCAUGCAUUUUGUAUGGAGCUGAUAUUUAUGAUAAAAUGUACGGGAAUAGUUACAGGCGCAGACUUUUAUAUAUAUUAUGAAUGUAUGUGAAUUCUAUAUUAUGUCUCUACACUAAAUUUAAUCGCAAGAUUUAUAUAAGAAAAUAUUUUUAAGAUAUGAUUUGUUAUUUUUAAGAAGACCUGACAUUACUUAGUAGUAAUAUAGCUUACGUAAAAUUAAACUAAGAAAAAUUUCAAAUUAAAAUAAAAAGUAUUUCAUUUGAAAUAUUGUACAUAGUGUUUUAUAACACAAAAACGAAAA
Pararge aegeria (speckled wood butterfly) is the source of this 1703-nucleotide messenger RNA. RefSeq lists its product as uncharacterized. Lineage: Eukaryota; Metazoa; Arthropoda; Insecta; Lepidoptera; Nymphalidae. The coding region runs from base 155 to 817 and encodes 220 amino acids. The record is from RefSeq and is a predicted model, not a curated record. The transcript is spliced from 2 exons.